CUUUCCGGCUGCCGGGUUCACGGCCACGCCUCUUCCGGCGCAAGUGCGACCAUGGCGCAGGGGCAGCACAAGUUCCAGGCGCGGAAGCCGGCGAAGAGCAAGGCGGCGGCGGCGGCGGCGGCUUCCGAGCGGAACCGGGGCCCGAGGAAGGGCGGCCGUGUCAUCGCCCCCAAAAAGGCGCGCAUCGUGCAGCAGCGGAAGCUCAGGAAGGACCUGGAGGUCGGGAUCCGGAAGAAGAUCGAGCAUGAUGUGGUGAUGAAGGCCAGCUCCAGCCUGCCCAAGAAGCUGGCGCUGCUGAAGGCCCCCGCCAAGAAGAAGGAGGCAGCCUCUUCCUCCAAGACGCCUUCCUGAGGACAGCAGCCCAGGGAAGACCAUGCGCACUGUGGGGAGCAGGAGCCAUGCGCCCCAGAGCCUCAGGUGGCACCUCGAGCUUCACUGGGCCGGCCCGUGCGCCGGUGACCAAGCAGCAGAUCCAUAGAGUGCCUGGAACUCAGCAGAGGCCAGAGGGGACCGGCACCAGCUCCCGCGGCCCCCUCCCCUCUCCAGGUCCUGUCUCCACAGUUUCAGCCUGAACAAUAAACCGGACUCUCCCUUCUCUUGCA
Equus quagga is the source of this 602-nucleotide messenger RNA. RefSeq names its product chromosome 14 C19orf53 homolog (gene C14H19orf53). NCBI's taxonomy places the organism in Eukaryota, Metazoa, Chordata, Mammalia, Perissodactyla, Equidae. The coding region runs from base 52 to 351 and encodes 99 amino acids. The transcript is spliced from 3 exons. The record is from RefSeq and is a predicted model, not a curated record.